AUAAGAUAUUUCUAAUCACUAAAAUCAAUACACCACGCACCAAAAAUCCUUAAAGCAAACACACAUUUUACAUUUUACAGUAAAGAUAUGAGAACUCUUACCAUUCUCCAACAGAUAGCACCAUCUCACAUUACGAGACCAAACCCAUGGCCACAGAUCCACCGGCUCCCCCACACUAAUCGCCCUGAGACGCCGUUCCCGUCGCAGCGGAAGUGGCAGCUCCAGAGCGGCGCAAAAGGCUUCACCAGCAGACCAAAUGGCGGCGAAUCCGUCGCGAGAAAGGGCGAGACUAGCGGCGGCGGAGGCAACGACGACGACGAUAAGAUAUCGGAUGCGGUGUGGGAGAGGAUGAUCAAGAGAAUUUUGUCCUCCGUCGGGAUGCCUUUAGCAAUUGGAUUCGGCCUGCUGAAAGGCUUCGAUGUGGUGAUAGAGAAUGGGUCGUGGAACGUGCCGAAAUGGAUGCCAUUUGUGACUACUUUUUUGACAUUCGGAGCUUCGGCGCUUGGAAUUGCGUACGGCAGUCUGUCGACAAGCUUGAACGAGGCGGAAGAGGGAUCGUUGCUAGGGUUUGAACAGCUGCAGAAGAAUUGGGUUGAGAUGUGGAAGGAAGAAGACGCUGCUUCAUCUUAAAUCUAAACUCUCUUCUUCAUUCUUUUUUCUUUUCCUUUUUCUCUUUUUCUUUUUCUUUUUCUUUUUCUUUUUCUUUUAGUAUAAAAAAUCCUUCGCUUGUGUAGUUUGUAGUUUAUUCAUGUGUACUAGUAUUAAAUUUAGUUAAAUUUCCUACAAAAUUAGUAGUAGUAAUUGAUUGUAAGUAUAUCUAAAUACAAAAAAUCGAAAAUUAUAUCAAGAUUGUUGUAAUAAUUUGAAACAAA
Messenger RNA from Salvia splendens (bonfire salvia), 872 nucleotides. RefSeq lists its product as uncharacterized. NCBI's taxonomy places the organism in Eukaryota, Viridiplantae, Streptophyta, Magnoliopsida, Lamiales, Lamiaceae. The record is from RefSeq and is a predicted model, not a curated record. The coding region runs from base 88 to 630 and encodes 180 amino acids. The transcript has a single exon.